AUGAUUUUCGGCAAAGUUAAAAUGCUAGUUGUGCUUCUUCAAGCAGCAUUGCCGAUUUCUGGCCUUGCUACAGGCCACAACCAACUGUUAAUUACUUUGGAUAAUCCCCAACUGCCCAACUCCGUACUAGAAAACACGGCUGAUACUGUGCGAAACUCUGCCACCGAAUCGUUGGACCCAGUACUGGCCUUGAUUCAUCCCUCGAACACCGUACAACGUCUCAGAAAACGUUCAGUGAGCGAGUCUAUCAAGGAAGCCGAAGAUUGCUCAAUUUGUUACGAGCCUCUCAGAGAUGGCACUCCCAUCAAACCAUGGCGAGAAUGUGGACACCCUCUCCAUAAAUCUUGUAUGGAUCAAUGGUGUUUCUUUGCCGCUGAAAAAGCUUCAUGCCCCCUUUGCCGAUGCCCAUCCAAAGCGAAGCUAGCCUGGGAAGAACAGAGCAUGAACCUCGCAAGAACAACUUUUGUAAGCAGACCUGGAGAGGCAACUCAUGCACCAACCCAUCAUGGAGGUUCAGGAAGCCUGCCAUUCACAUCAUUCGCGGCUACUCACGGGCCACAAACCUAUGCACCGCCAGGCUCUGCACCCAUACAACAAGGACCCUUGUUUGGAGAACCGAUAUCGUUUGCGGCUACUCACGGGCCACAAACGUAUGCACCGCUAGGCUCUGCACCCAUACAACAAGGAGCGUCGUUUGGAGAGCCAAUAUCAUUUGCGGCUACUGACGGGCCACCAGCGUAUGCUCCGCCAGGAUCUGCAGUGGCACCCGGCGUGUCAUCAGGCUUUUCGACUCCACAAACACCGCAAAUGUUUUCACCACCAGGCUCUGCAGUCCUACAACAAGGGCAGUCGUUUGGAGAGCCAACUUAUGCGCCAUCCCAUCUGAUAUCGUUUGCGGCUACACAUGGGCCACAAAUGUAUGCAGCACCAGUCUCCGCAAUGCCAUCAGGCCUUUUGGAUUCACACUUUGGGCUGUCCUCUGCACUCAUACAACAAGGGCAGUUGAGUGAGCUUCCCAAGUGCCAUGUGAGUUACAGCUGUCUUGCUGCUUAA
Messenger RNA from Puccinia triticina, 1053 nucleotides. RefSeq lists its product as uncharacterized. The record is from RefSeq and is a predicted model, not a curated record. NCBI's taxonomy places the organism in Eukaryota, Fungi, Basidiomycota, Pucciniomycetes, Pucciniales, Pucciniaceae. Gene Ontology annotation, biological process: protein ubiquitination. Gene Ontology annotation, molecular function: ubiquitin protein ligase activity. Bases 1 to 1053 code for a protein of 350 amino acids. The transcript has 3 exons.